UACUGUACUCUCACCCACUGAUCUUGGCUCAUUGUGAAACGUAUUCAACUCAGUGAACAAAGUCACACUCGACUUUGUUAAACCUAUAUGCCAUUUUGUUGUUCUUUUGACAAAGCUGAGUCUUUGGUUACCUUGUACAGCGUUGCUAGGAAACUUUAGAAAGGUUGAGCCCCUGUCAUGAACUACAGGUCAGAAUGAGCCUUACACAGUGUUCAAUAUCUCUAUAUGUUUACCAGAAGCCAUGUAAAAAAAACAGGAACAAAAAAUGACUUGCUCAUUAAAAUUCCAGUGAUGAAAAGCUUCAUGUUCGUCAAGGGUAAGUUUAGAACACAUCAGAAUGCAUACAAGGCAUCCAUUACAACUAAUUUGUACCACUAGACAGACAGGUUGAAAUGCAGUACACCAUAAACCAAUCUCUCCAUAAACACAGUAGACAGAAUGGUUCUUUACGAUCAUUUGCUCCUUUAGUUUCAACAAUAACAUCCCUUACUAAAGUACAAAUAGAACUAAGUAUUUCACUGGCACGUCAUGCCCACAUUUUAUUUCAUACUUAUCAGACACAUUUAUAACUGACUAACAGUGUGAUACGGUCGGGUAUACAUUUUCUCAAUACGUAUGCUCCCUGGAUAUUGAGUAUAUAAGCUUGGUGUUUGGUACAGGAACGCUGUACCAAAUAAUAAUAUCUGUCCAAAUAGUAAUGUUGAUUAAUGUCAAAAUCUUCUACUGUAUACCAAAGUGAGAGUAAAGCACCAACGUGCUGUCUGAUAUUACCUUGCAGUACACAGCUGCUGGUUUGGGUGGAUGACAUUGUGGGGGUACACAGAUGUCAUAAAUUGAAGUGUCAACUGAAAUCCAACCAAAAUAAAGUAUAAAUAAUAAGUAAUAAUUAGUUUGCUAAAGCAGUACUAUUGAAGAAAGGGGGAAAUUAUUAGCCAUCCUGCUGUUGUGCAGUGUAGGACUUAGGAUAGACUUUAGAUAUUUAUUUUAAAAGGUUUAGGCGAUCUGGGGAACAGUUUAGGCUUUAGUCAUUUUCAUGUUGUCUCCUAGGAUUAUCAUCAUUAAUUUAGAUCUACACACACAAAGCCACAAGGUCACAUUAAAAAGUCCAAAGUCCCUAAGAAUACUGCAAGGAAAUAUUUCUAUAAUUAUUUAGAAGCUUUUUCACAUUUCUAAAGGCCAUAGUAGGUCAUCAUCCUGGCAAAGGAAACCAUCUCCGCCUAAGAAAACAUUCCUUUUAGCCAAAAAAAAAAUGCCUACUGGACUGAUAUAAGUUUUAAAUGAUUGACUUCAAUACAAAGAUACAGGUUAUCUUAAAAAACUUUAAGGUAAAAAAGGUAGGAAAAGCCUCUGGAACAACGUUUUGUUCGGCAUUUCCUACAAAUAGACAUUUCACCUCCGAUACAGCAGAUGGGAGCACGUUCUUGUACAUUGGCCUGUGGACCGACAGAAAUCCCCUAGAGAAGACCACGACGAAACGUACCGGUAGGAGUCAAUCAGCGUCAACACACGCCCCUCGUUCCUGAAACUUAGGGACAAGAAGCACUGUUGACAGGGGUACCGUUAAUGUGGGACAAGUAUUUAAGAUGUCCCUCCUGUGAUGGUGAUGAUCCUCAUCCCCCCCAGGUUCUGGAACCCCACCAUGAGCCUCCACCCUCUCAUCACCCUCUCCCCUGUCCUGGGGCUCCUCAUCCUGCAGUUGUUCUCCGUUGGCAGCACCACAGUCACUGUAGUGGCCAAUCAAACAGUUCAAGGCCUAGAUAACUGUACUAAAGAUCUGUGUAUUAAUGACUCUUGUAACUGGACUCUCUAUUGGGCAGAUAAAUCAGUAUGUUAUCUUUUGAAAUGUCCCAGCCUUGAAGUUUGCGAAAACAUCACCGUUCAAGACCUGAUGUUCGACAAAGGUGUUGGUAGUGGACCUCCAUCUCCUGUCAUCAUCAACUCCACCCCAGCCAACCCAGCCGAUACUAUAGCCCUGAAGACUACACACAGCACUUUACAUUCUGAAGCCUCUUUGGUCCAAAAACCGAAUUCAUCAGCAGGAGCCAACCAGAUAUCUAAUCAGACUGUUGACAGUGAACUUCACACCAGCAGACAUAACUUAACCUCUACUUAUGAACAGCCCAAGGCCACCACUACCACAACUAUCACCACAUUCAAACCAAAAGUCUCCAUAGCCAUAUCACCAAAAACCAACUCGACUACACCCCCUUCCCCAAUUGUCAACACGCCACCACCCCCUAAGAGCACUGCAAGGAUAGCACAAUCAACAACACCUACUACAAAAACUGUUGCAGUAACAUUAUCUCCAACUCCCAAUACACCUCUACCUGCAACCACCGCCACCACCACGACCACCACCACUCUGACACCACCUCUACCUGCAACCACCGCCACCACCACGACCACCACCACUCUGACACCACCUCUACCUGCAACCACCGCCACCACCACCGCCACCGCCACCACUCUGACACCACCUCUGCCUACAACCACCACCACUGCACUACCACCUGUAGCUCCGACUACAAAAUUGCCACAAACAACCAGCUCAACACCACCCCCUUCUGAAGAGAGGCCAUCGCCAACCACUCUGAAGAUCCUAAAUCCACCUACUCCGUCUGAGAACCCCAUAGCCCUGGCCGGUUCUCCAGAGUCUACGACCAAAGGGCCCGUUAGCAGUACCAAGAAACCCACCACCUCUGGUGUACCUCUCACCCGUCGGCUGGUGGACACCAGCUCUCUGCUGGCAGUGCUUCUGUUUGGUCUCUUGUUCUUUGUGGUGACUGUAGUCUUGUUCCUCACACAGGCGUAUGAGAGCUACAGAAGGAAAGACUACACCCAGGUGGAUUACCUGAUCAAUGGAAUGUACUCUGACUCAGGGGUCUGA
This is a messenger RNA of Clupea harengus (Atlantic herring), 2887 nucleotides long. RefSeq names its product chromosome 3 C11orf24 homolog (gene c3h11orf24). Lineage: Eukaryota; Metazoa; Chordata; Actinopteri; Clupeiformes; Clupeidae. The record is from RefSeq and is a predicted model, not a curated record.